UGACUGCGAAAUAACUUUCGGUUAUCGCGCAUGAGUGAACCUUUUUCUCGAUUUGAUAACAUUGCGCCGAUGCAUGGUGCGUAUUUAUGCAACGCAAAAAUAAACAAGAGAUGCAGUGCGUCUAAGUGCGUUAUUGUUUCUACUCGGAAUAUCGUAUCUACUAGGAUUGUUGUUACGAAUGAUAAAUUCGACUGGAAUGAUGAAACGAUAAGAUAAAAAAAUAAAAAUUUCAUCUAGCCUCAUUUAUAUUAUUUAUUAUUUAAAGAACUAAGCAUCAAACAAAACAUCCCUCAGAGAUAGAAAAAAAUAGCUUCUUUUCAAUAAUAAAGUUAUAAUCAUAUAAUAUUUAAUCGCGCUUGCCAACUAAUAUGACUUUGUAUAAAGUAUCUCUAGCCUUCAAUCUAUUUGAAACACUAAUCAUUUGUUGAUAGUGUGAUAAUGAAAUAAACCUUGGACUCCGGAUGUCACAUGACCAUAUCAUGCAUAUAAAAGCAAGUCGAAUACGUCAUAUAUGCUUUUCAAUAACUUCCACGAAUUUUGUAAGACACGACUUUUUAUACAUUUGGACAUCCUCUCGUGUUCAUUAAAAUUAAAGAGUACUUUUUAUACAAUAUAAACAAUAAUAUAAAGAUGGCUAUUAAUCCUGCAAAGGCUAUACUCAAGCGAGGAUAUACCGCGUUAUUUAUAUGCGAUGUUCAGGAAAAGUUCACAAAGGCGAUAUUCCAAUUCGAUAAGAUGGUUCAAAACUCAACAAAAUUGAUAAAUGCUCUGAAAAUUUUAAAUGUACCUAUGCUGGUUUCUGAACAGAAUCCAAAGUCUUUAGGGAAAACCAUUCCUGAAUUCGAUAUCUCUGGAGCCAAAGGACCUUUCGCAAAAACUCAAUUUAGUAUGUGUACUCCUGAAAUUAAUAAGGAGCUUGCAACGCUUUGUAAUGGACAGAAACCAGAAUCUAUUAUACUCAUAGGUAUUGAAACACAUGUCUGUGUAGAAAAUACAGCUAUUGAUUUAAGACGAUAUGGCUAUGAAGUUCAUACAGUGGCAGACUGUUGUUCUUCACGUACUCUAGAAGACAGAUUAUUAGCUUUGGAGAGAAUGCGAGACAUUGGAUGUCACAUAACUACUUCUGAAAACGUUAUAUUCAAGCUUAUACGAGAUGCAAAUGACGAGCAAUUUAAAAAUUUAUUGGCUCUCAUCAAGACACCAACCGUAUACACGGGAUUAGUCCCUCAUUCAAAUAUAUAAACAUUCCUAAAAAGUUA
Messenger RNA from Pogonomyrmex barbatus (red harvester ant), 1259 nucleotides. Its product is annotated as isochorismatase domain-containing protein 2. Lineage: Eukaryota; Metazoa; Arthropoda; Insecta; Hymenoptera; Formicidae. The record is from RefSeq and is a predicted model, not a curated record.